CACGGGAGUUGUAGUGCCACGACGAUCUACGUCUACGACUGCCGCGUAGCCUUCUGGGAAAGCCUUCUCUUUCCGCGAGAUGCUCUUGGGAGAUGUAGUUCCAUUCGCUUGUGCUGCUGCUGCGCUUCCCAGUCUUCUUUGCUCUUUGGGUUGGCUGGUUGGUUGGUUGCCGGGCCGGUAGCCAUGCUGGCGAGCAGGGGCGGGAAGCCUCGCGAAGCCGCGAAUCCAGCUGGUGGGGGUGGGGCUGAAUCGGUGACAGAGCGGGUCCUACGGGAAGCUCACCUGCUCUAUGUACAUCCAGGCCAUGGUCUGGUGUCAAUUGGAGCACGCCUGGGCCUGGCCCUACUCCCACCACGCCGCAAAGUGACUGUCAUGGUGAUGGGCAACCACAGUGCUGGCAAGAGCAGCUUCAUCAACUGGUAUGUAGAAGAGCACAUUCAACGAACUGGCGUUGCUAUUGAGACUCAGGGCUUCACUUUCAUUACCAGUGGAAGGAAGCGAGAAUCCCUCACGGGAAAUGCUACACUUCAUUUGUACCCCCAUUUCCAGGCCUUGCAGAGCUUCAAAGGGGUGCCAGAGUACCUAAGCACUGAGAUAUGUACCUCCAAGCAGAAACAGUUCCCUCUGAUCACCUUCCUUGAUACACCAGGAUUGGUAGACGGCGACAUGAAAUACCCCUUCGACGUGGAAGGGGCACUUAUCUGGUUUGGCCAGCUCUGCGACCUCAUCUUGGUCUUCUUUGAUCCCAUGGGACAGGCCCUUUGCAAACGCACCCUCAACAUCGUAGAGAAUCUCAACGAGGGGCAUGGAGACAAAUUGCACUUCUACCUCAGCAAGGCUGAUGAGGCGGGUGCGGAGGGUGACAGACAGAGGGUGCUGAUGCAAAUCGUCCAGGAACUCUGCAAGCGUCCAGGACUUAACAAGUGUGGGUUUGACAUGCCCACAAUCUACCUCCCCAACUCCAAUAAGCCAAGCCGCUGUGUUAAUCAGAUUGAGGAGAUCUGCCGCACUAUCGAGAAGACGAUCAGUCAGACAGUUCAGCACACUCUCAAUGCCCUGGAGCGGGACUGCCACCUCAUUAAUGAGGCCACACAACACCUGCUAGAGGAGGACAGUGAGGCCAGGAGCAGCAACUUCCGUGCUCGCUUCCGGGGGACGCUACUGGGGAUUGCCGGCUGCCUGCUGCCCAUCUUUCUUCUCUUGACUUUGCUUUUUGGUACUGCUUUUGCUCACCAGUUCUGGACUCUGCUGUUGGGAGAGGAGCAAAGCCAAGCACUGGAGCUGUAUGUGCGCCCCGUUGCCUCAGUCUGGAGUCUUGUCCCUGAAGACCAGACUUUAACAGUAUUCUUUGGACUUCUCUGCCUCUCCAUUCUCUUCCUGCUCUUGGCCAGCUAUACCUUCAAGACAAAACCCACUUUAUCAAAAAAACAGAAGCGACAACUGGAAGACCGACGGGACUACGUGUUGGAAGUCGUGCUGGAAAAAAAGGUUGCCAUCUAUGGGGAGAUGGGAUUAUGGUGCAGGGCUUGGUGUCUGCGCCAAAGGAUCAUGGGUAGCACAAGUGUGGUGCUUGGUCCCGUUGUGGGAUUCUAGAGACAGCUCUAUGAGCAGUACCUACUCCAGAGCAUCGGUGAGCAGGACCUGAGCUGAAACUCCUACCCAGUGUAUUCUGAGAGACGACCAGUUCCCCUGUCUACACGCCCAUUAAAAUCCUUCCUGUCUAAGUUGCUCCAGAGAGAGAUAGUGAUAAAGACUGUGAAUUUUCUACAAGGCCAGCUCUUCACCCAGCUUCAAUGCCUUCUCAGCUGGUUCCUCUUCCACAUAAAACAACUCUUUGUAUAUGACUGGGUUACAGCGGCAACCUGUGAUAUUAUGUACAGUGAUUAACCAUAGCACUGAUGCCAUGCAUCUAAAAAGACAGUGAUGUACUCAUUAUGUUUUCUGUACAUCUGCUCCUCCUCCCUCUUGACUGGAUGGUGCUUCCGGCCUUCUGUUACCUCUGUCCUGCUGAGGGGACAACAGCAACACAGCCCUCUGUGCAUCUGGCUGGAAUGUAGGAUUCCCCCUAUCUUAUGAUGAUUGCAUUGCCAUGCAUGGAAAUCGUUAGCUGGCAACACUACAGGCCAGUAAUACUCUUUACUGGCAACUGUCAUGCAGGCCAUGGGCAUCUUCUUCAAUAAGAAAAAAGCACAUGCCCUCAGGACCCUAACUGGUACUCCUUUUCUUUGGAGAUGCCUCAUCUCUACAGCACAGCCUCACUCCUUACAGUCCGUGUAAUGACAAGUCCCUGACUGGCUAUCCCUUGGCCUAUCCAAUGGGAAAGGCACUAUCAAGCUGGAUGCCUUUUGUUUUUCAACUGUGAAGUCUGAUGUCUUCAUCUGUUAUUUAGAGGGCAGUACCUCAUAUUUCUAAACCUCUCUGGAUGUUGUAUAAAGGCACGUAGCUGCCUGUAUUUUUUGCCACAUCCUAACAAGUGCCUUCUGCUGACACUAGCUCUUUGGUGAUACCACUGUUCCCUCUCGCAUUCCAUUUACAGCCCUGCCUAUGCUGAUACUUAACACUGUGAAAUCUACCAGUAUUUAAGGUUUUCUAUAAGCUAUAAUUUACCCAGCAUCCUUUGCAGUGUGCUGGAGAUCUCCUCCCACCCCCCAGAGGCAGGAAGUACUUUUAUGGUGGCAAGAGGGCUGACUUAGGGAAAUCUGAACUCAUUUGGUUUGUCCUCACUAUUCGUUUUGGAGCACCUCCACCCUAAUCUCAGUAUUUGUGCCUCAGUGAUGGGAAAUGUCUGAUUAUCAUGAAGCCGUCUGCGAUAUUCCACAUAAUAGGGCAAGUGACAUAAAUAAUCAUUACUGAUCACGCUUUUAGGAACAGGAACAGUUCUUGUGUGAAGGUGAGCCAUUUUUUCCAAUCCUUUGCCUUAAGAAGUAUCUGACUCAGGAAGAACCCAUACAGAUGGGAUGAGGCUGAUGUAAUGUGAGUUUCUAAACAGCCCUUCUAACUCCAAAGUGUUACAUUGGGUUGUCGCUCCUCAAGGCCGAUCUCCAAAUUAGAUUGAAGUUUGGAUGCUCUGACAGAAUUGUCAGCAAUGAUUUCUUUCACUGUAUUUCUUCCCUGCCGCAUAUCGCCUUGGGGGCAGGAAAUGCUACAUCUGCCAACCACAGGCUCCUGGUUUGGCAGAUACUGAUUCAGGAAGUGAGAGGAACCAGAACUGAUGGAGAUGUGUCGCUGCUGUGGCUAGUCAGCUCACUUCACUUCUGCGCCUCUCAAACAAAACCCAUUUAAGAUGAAUCGCCUCUUAAAUGUUGAUAUAUUGGUGACCAUUUAGUGGGUGAGUGUAGUAGUGGUAUGAUAGCCUGACCUCAGUCUAAGGCACAUGUUUUUUAGAAAUAAUUUUUAAGGUCCCCUGGUGUGCCCCCCUCCCCCGCUUCAACUUGGCUACCACAGACGACUGCAGCAUUGCCCCUUUCUGAGGCUUCAAGAAAACUGGCCUGAAAGGCCUCUCUUUCUACAAUGUGUCCCAGGAAGUGCUGCUGGGAACCAGGGCGGUGGUGGGGAUGUUGUAGCAUUUAAUAAAGCUCACUGUAGAACCUG
Hemicordylus capensis (graceful crag lizard) is the source of this 3591-nucleotide messenger RNA. RefSeq lists its product as uncharacterized. Lineage: Eukaryota; Metazoa; Chordata; Lepidosauria; Squamata; Cordylidae. The transcript has 12 exons. Bases 184 to 1593 code for a protein of 469 amino acids. The record is from RefSeq and is a predicted model, not a curated record. Gene Ontology annotation, molecular function: GTPase activity.